AUUUUAAAGAUUCCUGUUGGGGCCGUCGGUGGCUUCUUUAAGAGUUACCUUCACAAUGACCAGUACUCCACUAGCUACAUCAUUGAGCCCAUGCUGGAGUUGCUCUGGACUGAAGAUGUCACAGAGGACACCAGAUACAAAGUCCUCUUUCCCAUCGCCACACCAUUAAAGGAUCAACCUCCACAAGUUAUUGACAACACCGUCCCAGAAGAACGUGUCUUUAAGGUUCUGCUCGGGUAUUUUCUCUCUGAUGUGGCUUUGGAGAGCAUCACAUUUGGCGACGAGGUUUUGUCCAUUCAGGACUGCAGGACAAGAGGCUUUAACGUCCUGGAGCACAUUUCACUCAACAGCUCCAAGGUCUUUACGCUGGAAGUGCCGUUCACAGACCGUGUGGUUCAACAAAUGAAAGGGACAGUGUCCACUGUAUACACCCUUGCCCUGACGUUUGGUCUGCUGGUGCUGCCAGACUACACACCAUUUUCCUACUCUGCUUAUCUGGAAGCUAAAACAGAAGACAUAGUUCCCCCAUCUGUCUCUGGAGGCUGUGACUCUGCAAACUUCUUCAUCUUCGUUAAAUACGGCAGCCCUGGUUUCAGCUUUCACACCAUAGUGGGAAAACGAGCACUGACUCGGAGUCUGUCUCAAGAUUACAGCUUCAUGGAGAACAGCACACACCUGAGUCUGGUGGUUCCAUCUACGGCCCCAGACGUUGCCAUUGAGGCUGUGAAGUCAUCAUCCAUCAAGGCCAGACUGGAUGUGAGCCUGAGAAAACCUGGCUCUUACGCAGUAGUUGAAGAAUUCACCCUGGCCUGCAAUUUCCCAUCAGCACUGACUGAGUGCUUCCCCAAUGGUACCAUGACUGCACUGGCUGUGAAACUGGAGUCUGUUCCCAAUCUGAACCCCAGCCAGCUCACUCUCAGAGACCCCAGCUGUGGCCCCAACUACAGUGAUGACCGCUACGCUUUCUUUGUCUUUACUGGGAACUCCUGUGGUACAACUAGACGGUUUUUCCAAAACGUGAUGCUGUACGAGAAUGAAAUCUCACUGCCAGAUGAACUUGAAGUGGCAACGCAAUCAAAAACGGAGGCGCCAGACUACGUAAUAAAGAUUUCUUGCUACUAUGACACCAACACAACCCACGCCGUAGCCUUCAACACCAGACCUCGCAGGAGUGAACCAUAUGCUGAAAAUGCAAAUGGAGGACUGCAAGUUGCCAUGAGGAUUGCCUCAGACGACUCCUACAGCACGUUCUACAGACCAGAAGACUACCCUCUUGCUAAGUACCUGAGCCAGCCGAUGUAUUUUGAGGUUGAACUGAUGAGGUCCCUAAAUUCCCAAGUUUCACUGGAACUGGAGAACUGCUGGGCAACCCAGAACGAGGACAGGACAUCCACACCACGAUGGAACCUGAUCAUUAAUGGCUGUGCAAAUCCAGUGGACAGCAGCCAGGUGGUCUUCCAUCCUGUUUGGGUCGAUGACAGGGUUCAACAUCCUUCUCUCGUCAAACGCUUCGAGGUCCAGAUGUUUGCUUUUGCUGAAAAUAAAGAUCAUUUAAAUAAUCGGAUCUAUGUUCACUGUGACGUGGUGAUCUGUGAUGCCAGAAAUCCACUGGGAGGAGUUUGUGCUGGACAGUGUUCACAACAGGCACAGGGAACAAAAGGUCAAAGACGAGCUGUUCCAGACGGACAGGUUUCUGCAAAAGAACCCAGAAUGAUUGUUUCAUUAGGACCUCUGAUGACUGCUACAACCUAAAAAUACUAAUAAAGUAUUUUUAAAGUUA
Messenger RNA from Cynoglossus semilaevis (tongue sole), 1780 nucleotides. Its product is annotated as zona pellucida sperm-binding protein 2-like. The record is from RefSeq and is a predicted model, not a curated record. The transcript has 13 exons. Bases 91 to 1752 code for a protein of 553 amino acids. Lineage: Eukaryota; Metazoa; Chordata; Actinopteri; Pleuronectiformes; Cynoglossidae.